Messenger RNA from Gadus morhua (Atlantic cod), 2318 nucleotides. It is a transcript of the gene ybey, whose product is annotated as ybeY metalloendoribonuclease. The coding region runs from base 355 to 861 and encodes 168 amino acids. Gene Ontology annotation, biological process: rRNA processing. The record is from RefSeq and is a predicted model, not a curated record. Gene Ontology annotation, molecular function: metalloendopeptidase activity. The transcript is spliced from 4 exons. Lineage: Eukaryota; Metazoa; Chordata; Actinopteri; Gadiformes; Gadidae.
UCGCAACGUUCCGUCGUGUAUUUGUUUCCGACUACCUCGGUCUCCCAUUCAAAGUAACACCGCACCUAAAAGACUGCAGCAGUAGGUAGGCUUAUUCCUCUUACCUUCACAUUAUAUCUAUUCUUCUGCAAUGCCUGAUGAAGUUACUAUAAGACAGCAACGUCCACAGUGUUUCUACUCAGGAGCUGUCUUCUACCUGUUGAGGUGUCACCUUGAAUACUGCCUCCCUUCAACACAUAAUCCCCUCACCCCGGAAACGAUUUAAAUUGGACAUAAUUUCCCAUAUUUCCACGUGGAAUUUCUAUAUUAUAAUUUAGUUGAGAUUCCAAGAAUUUCUUUAGGCUUGAAUCAGACAUGGGUGUAGUUCUCCGGAAUCUCCAGAAGGUGGUGCCACUGAGGCGCGCCCGGCUACGGAGGGAUGUGGACACUCUGAGACACAUACUUGGCGUCCAGAAGUUUGACCUGGGCAUCAUCUGCGUGGACAACCGUAGGAUUCAGCAGAUUAAUAAAACCUAUAGGAAAGUAAAUACACCUACCGACGUGCUUUCAUUUCCAUUCCACGAGGAGCUGCGACCUGGUAAGCUGCCUUGCCCGCUGCAUAGAGACGAACUCAACCUGGGCGACAUUUUUUUAGGGGUUGAAUAUCUGAUGAAACAGUGUCAGGACAACUCAAUGGAUCUGCAUAGUACUCUCACAGUUGUCACUGCACAUGGUAUCUGCCAUCUGCUGGGUUAUAGACAUGAGACGGAGGAGGAAUGGGAUGAGAUGUUUCAGAGAGAAAGCUACAUCCUGGGAGAGUACAACAGACUGACAGGACAAAACCUGGAGCCUUUGACCAAGAAGUGCAGUCAAGACAGCUGACGGCCGGCCGGCUCCUGAGGAGAAAGUCGCACACGCCGAUACUUGUUGCCAAUAUCCUACAAUCAGAAUCAUUCUGACCAACUGUUCCGCCUGGAUCCAUCAGAUGAACAAAACAUUUUUACACUCAAUAUUUUUUAUUUAAUGAAAGGGAGUUUAUUUUGUUCCUUCGGUGCUGCUUGUGAGUCAUUAAAAAAACAAUUGAGACAUGUAAGUUUAAACUUUUAUUAAAAUCUGCUUUAGGAAGAGUCAAAUACUGUAGGAACAGGUAGAAAAGAAAAGCGAUCUCUAGUGUUGUGCCCACGUCACACCUCAAACACAGGGCCACUCUGGAAAGGUGCAAAGUUUCAUUACUGCUAAAUGAUUCUGUGUGUGAAACCAAGAUGUUGUGACAAUGUGUUCAUUGGCGAUUAGUAAGGUUGUUACUGAUAGUACAACAGUUCCAAUACAUCUGCAUAUAAGCAAUGCACCAGUGUUGAAAUUCCAUAUAUAUAUAUAAAGGUUGAUCAUUGAAAAUAUACAUCCACCUCUUUCAUUAAUUGUACAGCGCCCUAAACAAUGAAAACAUUUUAUUUGGUGUCUGGGUAUUUGUGGAAAUCAACUGAUUCCAGUUUUGUAAGCAAUAUCACCCCGCAAAGACUGAUGUGUCCACAUAUAAAGGAUGUUAAAUAUAAUUUACUAUAGCUAGAGACUAAAUCAUUAACUAGAAAGUGAAACUUUCCAACACUCAUGUUCACUACCAUUGUACUGCCCUCUGUGGAGGUCAAGCCAGGUUGAGUGAGCCCAGAGCUUAACGGUUUAGUGCGGUGUCAACCUUAUAUUCAGUAAUGAGUAGGUAUAGCCUAAAAUACUCUGCUAUUCUUAAAUCAAUCUCAUGGCUACCAUAACUUAAAACCCUUUUACGUAGCAAUAAAUAGAAAAUCUGUCAUCUUCAACGCAUAGAAAAGAGCUAUGCUGCGAGGUUCAACAAACACAUUCCACACAACAGUGGUUGCACACCUUUCAGAGUAAAGCUUUGCAUACAUAUUGAUAUUUCAAAGAAGAAAAAAAAAUAUGAUACUAUACUUAGGAGGGAGGUACUAGAAGAAUAGUCCAAAAGAACAGAGCUCAUAAAAUGGCAUAUAUAUUUUUUUUCACGAUGGGAGCCUUUUGAAAUUCAUAUUCACAAAAAAUGAAUAAGACGCAGACGGUAAAGCAUCGAAAAACAACACACAGGCAGUGGAUGAUAACAUAAAUAUUGCACCAUAUUAUACCCGCUGAACACACAACCUUCUAGCUCUAAAGUAGCUUAUACUCCAACAUAGAAUAUAUAUCUUUAUUUAAAGUUUCAUACAGGAAAAUCCCAAAAAAACAAAAAGGGAUUUGGGGCGAAUAUUCAAACCAGGGAAGGACCAGCACCAUCUUGUGUCUAAACGUUUGCUAUGAAGUGACGAAUGAACCACGCAUUCGGACGAAGGAAG